AUGAGCAGAUUAUAUUUUCAACCAAAGAAACGAGUCAUGUCUCGUGGAAGAGAUGAUCGUGAUUCUGGAAGUUCGUUGUUUAUUGGUGAUUUAAGUCGUGAUGCUAGUAAAGAAGAAAUUGAAAAAGCAUUUACUUAUUAUGGAAAAUUGAGAAAUGUUUGGCUAUCAAGAUCUCCAUGGGGCUACGGUUUUAUUGAUUUCGAAGAUCAAAGAGAUGCUGGUGAUGCAGUUAAAGCGCUUGAUGGAAAAAUGUUAUGUGGAUCACGUGUGAGAGUUGAAUUCUCACAUGGCCGUGGACGAGCGAGAGGACGUCCGGGUCGUUCAGGUAGUCGAUCACCACGUGUACGAAAACCGUUUAGUCCAAAUGAUGUUUGUUAUGAAUGUGGAGAUCGCGGACAUUAUGCUUAUGAUUGUGAAAUAAGAUUAAAACGUCAACGACGAAUGCGUUCUGGUUCAAGAAGCCCUAGUCGUUCGCAUCGUAGUCGUAGCGGUGGUAAAAAACAUCAACGUGGAAGACGACGUUCCCGCUCAUCAAGUCGUUCACGAUCUCGAGGACCAUCCUAUAGUCCAUCUCGUUCUCGUUCUCGAAGUCAUUCAAGACAAAAAAAUGGCAAACGUUCACGAUCUCGCAGCAGAUGA
Molecule: messenger RNA, 639 nt
Organism: Didymodactylos carnosus
Lineage: Eukaryota; Metazoa; Rotifera; Eurotatoria; Philodinida; Philodinidae
Source: the annotation of a GenBank genome assembly